UUGCAGAUUAGAGAUUAGACAUAUCUUGACUUGUAGACCUGUUAGACAGACACAAGUAGAAGGCAGAAUGAAAGCAGCCGGUGACGCAAAGGAAACAAUUGUUCUGGUGUGGUAGGAAACCUAAUUUUAAAAAGGGUUAAACCACAGAGGAACAACUGUUUUACUGCUGCGAAACAUUUAUCGACAAAGCUUGCCAGCAUGGAUGUUAUUUUCAAGGAAGGAAUGGUGUAUCUUCAGGGAGUCAAGUUUGGAAAAAGAACAUGGCGGAAAAUAUGGCUGGUGCUCUUCAAACCCAGUUCAACAGGAGUUGGCCGUUUGGAGCUCUACACCGUACUUGACAACAAUGCUAUUAUAGACCAGAUGAAGUUUGGUCGGCAGAAAACACCAGAGAGAAAAGUUGUGCGGCUAAGUGAUUGCCUCAGUAUCACCCCUGCGCCAAAGGAGUCUUGUCCCCAAGGGUGCACAGCCUUCUACUUAAACACCACACAGAGCACCUACACCCUGGCCUCCACAGCAAGCCAGGACUGGCAAAGUGCCCUCUGUCUCCUAGCCUUCCAGAAGGAUCCUGGAGAAUCAGACAAAGGGGAUUUGAAGGAAGGAAAUAACUUGACCAUGGAGGACAACGACCUUUACUCGUCAUGGAAUACUGAUCAGGCUUUACCUUCAAACCAGUACCAAGUGACUAUCCAGAGCACAGAUGCAUCCAGGAGGUGCAAGCUGGCUGGGGAGUAUGUGGUCUCGCCAGAUGAAGAGGUUUUGUUACUGCUGACCUGCAAUACUGAUCAAAUCCUCUAUCGCUGGCCAUACAGACUCUUGCGCAAAUUUGGACAGGUUGAGGGGGGAUUCAAAAUAGAAGCAGGGCGACGCUGUCAGUCGGGAGAAGGGGUGUUCAUCUUCCAGACCAGACAUGGUCCCCAGAUCUUCCAGGCUAUAUUAGAUCAGUGCUCUGGGGAGAAGAGCUCCUCUGCCCAGCCGCACAGCACCAACAGAAGAUCAUUAUCUGACCAGUCUCCUGUCAUCCUCCCAGCAACAACCAUCCAACCAGCUUUGCCUCCUGUCUACAAUCCUGCUGAUGUUUCUUCAGACACAGAGGAUGAGUCUGCCAACCACUACUCUACUAUUAAUGACACCUCCGCGCUAAAUUUAAAGCGGGCAUCUUUGUUCAGACCUUACCUUUCUAACAGCAAGGAGGCUGUGGGGGAGGAAGAUGAGGCUGAGGAUGAGGAUGAAAGGUGCCAUUCGCUGGAGGCCCUAAACCUGGAUGAUGACUUGGACGACAACAUUUAUUACAACCUGAGGAGAUCCACUCCUCCUCUGGUCAGAAAAGAUCAGUUCAAACCUGAGACAGACAGUUCAGAGUGCAUCUAUUCGGAUGUGAAACGAGUCGAUUCUCCUUCAAACUCCCAGCUGCAGCCUUUCCCCCCACCCGUCCCUCAACCUGUUUCCCAGCCAUCUCCCCCCACCCCUCCCCAGUCUGCUCCCCUCACCCCACCAAAACCCAGAUACCAGCGUCAGCUCCCUGUCAACAGCUUCAUCCAGCCAUGGUCGAAUACUCAGGCACAGGCAGUGGUGGACGAUGUGAAGGAGACGGAGGAGGCCACCAGCUCCUCUACCCGUGUCACCCCCUCGGAGGCCCCCGGCAGUUUUAAACACAGGCUGGCAGAAAUCAUUUCUAAGGACUUGGCAAAGUUCCAGCCAAUUUCUCCCCCAAGAGCAGGCAGCCCCACAUUUUCUCAGUAGGCCAUUAGUUAAGAGACAGACGAGAAAGAACAGUUUUAACCAUGAUAGAUUGUCAUAAAGCAUAUUUAGUUUCUUUAUUUCUUUAAAAUCCCCCCCACUGGGAGCAUUAGUCGUCAAAUUUUGGAUUCACAUCUUUAUUAUCUGUGUAGUCUGUCAUUUUAUUCUUUGGACUGUUAUUGGGGAAAAAGGGGGGAUUUAAUUAACGUUGUUGUUCACUGCUGGAAUGUUAGAAAAGCUGCGCCGCAGUUUAUUUAAUGUGACAUUAGUCGAUAAGCAGAAAGAACACCUGAUGACUGGACUGUUCAAUUAUGGAAACAGCUUUGAGAAAAAUUAUAUUUCAUUGUGACAGUCAGUGAGUUACACAACAUCUCUGGGACUCGCUUCCUCUAGAUUAUUUUGUUCCUUUUUCUUAAAAAGAAUAAAGACAGAUGUAGCAUGUAAAUCAAGAGUUCUGCAGCAAUAUGGAAAGACCAGGGACCCAAGCUGUGUUUUGGUGUGAAUAUUGCUUUUUGUACAUGGAUGCUUCAAUCUGCUUAUACUGAGAUGUAACUUACUCAGUAGACAACAAUGUGUCGCUGACUAAAGUAUGAAAUGCACACAAAAAAAAAAAAAACAACUUAAAAUGCUCAUUCUUAAC
This is a messenger RNA of Toxotes jaculatrix (banded archerfish), 2377 nucleotides long. RefSeq names its product docking protein 3 (gene dok3). Gene Ontology annotation, cellular component: cytoplasm. NCBI's taxonomy places the organism in Eukaryota, Metazoa, Chordata, Actinopteri, Toxotidae. Bases 199 to 1740 code for a protein of 513 amino acids. The transcript has 5 exons. Gene Ontology annotation, biological process: cell surface receptor protein tyrosine kinase signaling pathway; positive regulation of MAPK cascade. The record is from RefSeq and is a predicted model, not a curated record.